Messenger RNA from Penicillium canescens, 795 nucleotides. RefSeq names its product MGR2/ROMO1 family protein. Lineage: Eukaryota; Fungi; Ascomycota; Eurotiomycetes; Eurotiales; Aspergillaceae. Gene Ontology annotation, biological process: protein import into mitochondrial matrix; protein insertion into mitochondrial inner membrane. The transcript has 5 exons. Bases 73 to 402 code for a protein of 109 amino acids. Gene Ontology annotation, cellular component: TIM23 mitochondrial import inner membrane translocase complex. The record is from RefSeq and is a predicted model, not a curated record.
CCUCGGGAUUUCUCGUUCAGCUCUGAGCUGCUGCCUUUUUUGACCUUGCAAAUCUAUUAAUCAAUUCCAAUAAUGCCUGUUGUUGCUGGUCCUCCCGCCCAAGCCGGCCCAGGGGGUGCGCCGUCGACUUUCGACAAGAUGAAAAUGGGUUGCAUGAUGGGUUCCACCGUCGGUGGUAUCAUGGGUUUUAUUAUUGGAACCGUGACAAUCUUCCAGUACGGCGCUGGCCCCAAUGGUGUCAUGCGGACACUGGGCAAGUAUAUGCUGGGCUCGGGUGCGACUUUUGGACUCUUCAUGUCUAUUGGUAGCGUCAUCCGCUCCGAGGGACCUGUGAACGAUGCCUGGCUCCGUGCCCGCGGACCCCCGAUGAUGCUCCCCCGGCAGAGCCCCCUGCGCCAAUGAAUACAACCUUUCUCGCGGUCUUAGGACAACACCCGGGAAAUAUGCGAUAUGACCACUCCCCUGGCGACGUCCCUUGUACGAUAUAAUCUCUGGUUGAGAGACUUUUUUCGGGCGGUUUCAGGAGACAGGAAACCACAACGGUUGUUGCCACCUUCAGGUUCCAGGGAUACUUGCUACUUCAGCACGCAAUGUACAUAAACUAGCGGUACCCAGGACAUGCUGGCGUUCAACAAUUCCUUAAAUGCGCCAAUCAUUGUAAGCGAUAAUGUGAGAAUGCCUCCUUUUACUGCCAUUCGAUUCAGUUCCACAUAUGCAAAGAGGGCUCAUUGCUUGUAGUUCUUUUUACGGGGUAACGCAUGCAGUUUCAGGGGGAACUGGCAUACGAGGCCCGAG